Molecule: messenger RNA, 1342 nt
Organism: Theobroma umbraticum
Lineage: Eukaryota; Viridiplantae; Streptophyta; Magnoliopsida; Malvales; Malvaceae
Gene: BIL4
Product: Bax inhibitor-1 family protein
Cellular component (GO): membrane
Source: RefSeq, a predicted model, not a curated record
GCUCCAGAAAAUUUCCGACCCAUCCACGUUUUCUCAAAUUUAUUAUUUUCUUCCACGUGUCAACAUCGCGUUAAACCUUCACAGCUCUUACACGAAGUUGCAAGACCUAUCAAGAACUUUCUUCCCACCCAUGACCGCCGCUUUUAUAAUAUCCCCCUAAAACUUCCUUCAUUUCACAACCGGAGAACAAAGGAGCGAAAAAAAGGAAAAUAACGAAUACCAAAAAUUCAGCCCUAAAAGCUAGCAGCACUAUCCAUAAGUCCUUUCCAUCCACUCUCAGCUUUUGAAGUUUAGGAUGAUGUGGAAUCAGGCGUACCGGAAAAAUGAUACGGAGGCCGGACCCAGGCCUUUGUAUCCGAUGAUGUUGGAGCCGCCGGAGAUGAGGUGGGAUUUUAUCCGGAAAAUUUACUCAAUCGUGGCCAUCCAAUUGUUGGCUACAAUCGCGGUCGCCUCCACGGUGGUUACGGUCCGCCCGAUUGCUCAUUUCUUUGUCAGCACUGGCGCCGGAUUGGCUCUUUACAUAGUCCUAAUAAUCACGCCUUUCAUUGUUUUGUGCCCACUGUAUUACUAUCACCAGAGGCAUCCCGUGAACUAUCUUCUACUUGGAGUUUUUACCGUUUCUCUGGCGUUUGCAGUUGGAUUAACGUGCGCUUUUACCAGUGGGAAGGUUAUUUUGGAGUCUGUGAUUCUGACAGCUGUUGUGGUCGUGGCUCUUACUCUGUACACCUUCUGGGCUGCAAGGAGAGGCCAUGACUUCAACUUCCUCGGGCCUUUCUUGUUUGGUGCCAUCAUUGUUCUUAUGGUUUUUGCUUUGAUCCAGAUUCUCUUCCCACUGGGUAGAUUAUCUGUUAUGAUCUAUGGGUGCCUGGCCUCUAUCAUAUUCUGCGGCUAUAUCAUCUACGACACAGACAACUUGAUCAAGCGCUACUCUUAUGAUGAAUACAUAUGGGCUGCUGUAUCUCUGUAUUUGGACAUAAUCAAUCUCUUCCUCUCUCUGCUUACUGUUUUCAGAGCUGCUGAUAGUUAAAAGAAGAUCACAGUGCCUAUCCUAUUUCCUUUUCCAGUUGGAACCGGAGUGCCUGUGGAGGCAAAAGUGCGGUCGGUACAGUCAGCUGAGCGCAGACUGUGAGUGUUGGCAUGAUGGUAGGUAGGCAGGCAAACGCCUGGGCAUCAUAUCUAGUUAUAAUAGAACAGUAGUUAGCGUGGUAAAUUCAUCAGACAAAAAGGUGAUUAAGUUUACUUGAUUUAUAUUUAGGGAUAUUACAAAAAAGUGGUUUUUCAUUUGGGAAAAGGGUGAUACAUAACAAAAUGUAAUAUUUGAUUUUUACGAAUAACUAUAUCA